Molecule: messenger RNA, 561 nt
Organism: Neogale vison (American mink)
Lineage: Eukaryota; Metazoa; Chordata; Mammalia; Carnivora; Mustelidae
Product: loricrin-like
Exons: 3
Coding region: 1-561 (186 amino acids)
Biological process (GO): keratinization
Source: RefSeq, a predicted model, not a curated record
AUGGGAGACUCUCACCCUCCACACCUGGAUAUGGGAUUCACCAGUUCUGAGCCCCACAGCUUCUGCGCCUUUUCCCUUGGUGAGAAGCUCAACAUUGACUGUCACAUAGAGGCCUUUGCAGGGUAUCUGCUGGAGACUACCUCAGCUCCAAAAGCUGCUCAUAGCCCCUUGACAUGUGGAUUCCCGUAUGCAGUUGCUAGCUUUGUCAAAGCCAGGCAAGAAGGUGAGAGUGACACUUCUCCUCUCCUCCUCUACCCAAGGACAACCUCAACAACCAACACCAUGUGUGGCAGCUACUACGGAGGCUGUGGCUACGGACGCUGUGGCUACGGAGGCUGUGGCUACGGACGCUGUGGCUACGGAGGCUGCGGCUACGGAGGCUGUGGCUACGGAGGCCUGGGCUGUGGCUAUGGCUCCAGCUAUGGCUGUGGCUUCCGCAGACUGGGCUGUGGCUAUGGCUGUGGCUCUGGCUGUGGCUACGGCUAUGGCUCCCGCUCCCUCUGUGGCUGUGGCUAUGGAUGUGGCUCUGGCUACGGCUCUGGCUUUGGCUGCUACUAUUGA